ACCACCCGUUAUUUUCCUUGGACUUAUCGGGCACUAGGUUUUCUUAGUUCAUUCCCUAUAUGUAGGUAGGUUUGGGAUUUAUGCUGAAACACUUUUAAAUUUGUCUACGUUAUACAUGGUUGUUAUUAUAUGUGUUUUGAUGAGUGCUUUUAGUUACACUUUUAGGGCGUUUGACGCUACUUUUCUUUUUUGUUCUCGGGUGUUCUCAGUAGACGGUGUCUAGAGGACUAGGUGUAUAGGUUACCUGUGUCGUUUUGGAGCGUUUUAGCGAGUAGACUAGGAUUAGUUUGGCUUUGCGGCCCUUAGUGUUUAGUCAUUUCUUACAUAUAGGUAUGGUUGUCCCGGUGGUUUGUACCUCUUGUUUGAGAUCCUUGCUGAAGACUUUGUGUAUUAUGUUCCUUCAUUUUAUGUUGUUUUUUGCGUAUUAUGGUUCCUAGAUUUUACGUACUGUGCUUAGGUACUUUUAGGCCGUACGUUUGCUACUAUUCCCUACUCUUAAUGUAGCCAUACCCAGCGGACAUGUAUAUCGUCUUGGCAUUUUCUCGGCAGACAGGUAUAAACACUUUACUCUUUUUACGGUUUUUACAUAUGCUUGGCUGGAGGUCCUUAUGGAAGCAGUCUCUCUACCUUUGGGUAGAGGUAUGACUGUCUACAGCUCACCUCCCCCAUACCCAGCACAGGGAUUGGGUACAGUUGUUGUUGUUGUUGUAUGUAUGUUUGUAUUUUCCAGUUUCUUAAUGUUAUCUUGAUCCAUUAUUUGCUCCCCAUAUUUAUAUAUUUAUUAGACCUUAAUUCAACCUUUUUUUCGUGCUUUCUCAAUUUUCAAUUACUAAUAUAGAUUAAUCAGUUAUUGUGAUUUGUGAUCAUUCUAAUAUACUACUUAGGGGGUUGAUGUUUGGAUUAUCUUGCUCUCCGGGCUUUUUCGCCUAUUAAAAUUUUAUAAAGUUGUUAUAAAGCUCAUUUUCCUUGUAAGCUUCUUAUCAACUUGAACUUUUAUGGACUUAACUAAGCCGAAAAAUAUGAACUUUAUUGAUUUUUCGGAAUUUCAAUACGCCGAAAAGCCCAUAAAAUAAGCUAGAUUAAACACCAUCAACUUAUUUUAACAAUGUAGUUGACUAGAAAAUGUUUGUUUUUUUUUUUGCAAUAAUUGUAGGCGUGUAGUAGAUGGAGUGGUUUCUCGUCUUUGUCUCAGUGGGUGUAAUAUGGUUGGCUUCUCUCUGCAAAAUUCUUCAUGUAUCGUUUUAUCCGUAUGGAAGAACUUCCUUCUUAAGUAAUGAUGCAGCUGGAUCUUCGCAAAAGAGGAACGUCUUGCUGGUUAUUGCCCAUCCUGACGAUGAAUCCAUGUUCUUUUCACCAACAAUUAAUCAGUUGACGUUGGCAGGGCAUAACGUGCACAUACUGUGCAUGUCAACUGGUAAUGCAGAUGGUGUUGGAGAUGUUAGAAAACAAGAGCUUUAUAGGGCUUCUGCAAUUCUUAAGGUUCCUCUCCAAAAAGUGACAGUUGUGGAUCAUCCAGAUUUUCAGGAUGGCUUUGGCAAAAUAUGGAAUAGCAGCACACUAUCAAAGAUUGUGGAAAAGAAAAUUCUUGAUCAUGCAAUUGAAAUUAUUAUAACUUUCGAUGACUAUGGUGUAUCAGGUCAUUGUAAUCACCGUGAUGUACACCGCGGAGUGCGAAAGUUCAUGCUUGAUACUUCACUUCAAGAAGUUGAAGCCUGGGAACUGGUCAGUACAAAUAUAAUCCGCAAGUAUAGCGGGCCAGUUGAUAUUUGGUUGUCCUUUUUGGGUGCCCAGAAUUCUCAUUAUGAACCUAUACAUUGCUUGCUAAAUGUAAAUCCCCUAAGAAGCUAUGCUGCAAUGUCCGAGCACCUGAGCCAAUGGGUCUGGUUCCGAAAGCUUUUUGUUUCAUUUUCUAGUUAUACAUACGUGAACACUUUGAGGAAGAUUAUGGUAUAGGCAAGUUUUGAUGAUAAAUCUGAAGUGAUAAGAUCUCUGGCGUAGUGUUUUUAGCCGUAUGCUUGCAGGAAAGCGUUGGCAGAUGGUCAACCAAGGAUCAGAGGAUUGUUUGCCAAGACGGAAGAGAUCGACGUGUUUGAGAAAGUAACCAGAUGUUUUUAGUGAUUGAAAUCAUCGUUUAGAAGAUACCAGAAAACUUUUUAUCAUAUUGUUAUUAUUAUUUCUUUUAGAAGGACAAAUUCUAAGCAAGUUUUGCCAAGUAAGGAAGAGAUGGUCCUACAACCCAACAAAACCUUGUCAUGAUUUAAGAUGUAAAAUCUAUGUUGAUCUCAAAUUUUGUUGUCUCUUUUUCUUUUUUUGAAACUUAAAAAUGUUGAAAUUUGUUGAAAUGUUACUGUAAAAAGGUAGAAAUUGAAUGAAUGUAAGAAGUAUGUAACCUAGUUCAUGAAA
This is a messenger RNA of Erigeron canadensis, 2403 nucleotides long. RefSeq names its product probable N-acetylglucosaminyl-phosphatidylinositol de-N-acetylase. Gene Ontology annotation, cellular component: endoplasmic reticulum. NCBI's taxonomy places the organism in Eukaryota, Viridiplantae, Streptophyta, Magnoliopsida, Asterales, Asteraceae. The coding region runs from base 1165 to 1953 and encodes 262 amino acids. The transcript has 12 exons. The record is from RefSeq and is a predicted model, not a curated record. Gene Ontology annotation, molecular function: N-acetylglucosaminylphosphatidylinositol deacetylase activity. Gene Ontology annotation, biological process: GPI anchor biosynthetic process.